CGCGCAGUGCUGUCAGCGCUCGCGUGCGGACGGCCGCCGUGGGCCGUGUUCGUCGCCACCAAGCCAGCGGCUUGACCCGGCGUCCAGCACCGCGUGUCUGUGCGUCCGAGUGCGUGUGUGUGUGUGCGUGCGUUCCCUAUGAAGACGCUCUGUUUUGGAUUUCUCGCCAUGGACAAGAAUAGCGUUUCUCCCCUCGAACAGGGCGGAGAGCGGGCCCGCUGGGAGCACCACCACGUGACACUGGGGCGGGUGCCUGGAUACGGGUUUGGCAUUGCUGUCAGUGGUGGCCGUGACAACCCACACUUCACCAGUGGCGAGCCAUCUAUUGUCAUCUCGGAUGUGCUUCGAGCAGGGCCUGCCGAAGGAAAACUCCAGAUCAACGACCGGGUGGUCAGUGCCAAUGGGCUGUCACUGGAGAAUGUGGACUAUGCGACUGCUGUCCAAGUUCUGCGGGAAUGCGGCCGCACCGUUAACCUGGUAAUCAAGCGCCGUGUUGUCCUGGGCCAUGCAGAGUCUGUGCGUGUGACCCUGACAAGAGCCAAGAAGAAAGAUGAUUUUGGCAUUGUGCUUGGCUGCCGCAUCUUUGUCAAGGAAGUGUGCAGUAGGUCUGUGGCCGAGCGGGACGGCACGUUGCAAGAAGGCGACGUCGUGCUCAAGAUCAACAACACCAGCGUGGAGGGGCUGAGCCUGAAGGAGGCCCGCAAGCUGCUCGAGGCCAGCAAGGAGCGCCUGCAGCUGGUGCUCCAACGUGAGGAUGUGUACGGCAGCAGCAAGGCCUCCCCCCCCAUGGCCAGCCUGUCUCACACUCGUCCCAUGGAAGAGCGCGCAGCCAGUCAGAAUCUGUACGUGCAGCCGCCCACCCGUGCAGACGACAAGAACAACCUGUCCAGGGUUGGCCGCAAUCGAGGACCCCUCAUGGACUCCAGCCAGCUGGACCAGCCUGAGACUCCUCCAAGGCCUGUGCUGCCUCGCCCGGAGUAUGGCCACGAUGGGGAGGAGGACCCAUUAGCACGACGGAACUCAACGGGGGCUGAGCCCCGGCUGGUAUGCUUCCACAAGGAGAGUGGCAGCAACGUGGGCCUGCGGCUGACUGGCGGCAACCAGGCCGGUGUCUUUGUUACAGCUGUGCAGCCAGGCAGCCCUGCUUCCUUGCAGGGCCUCCAGCCGGGCGACCGCCUCCUCAAGGUAAACGGUGUGGACGUGCGGUGGGCGACCCGCGAGGAGGCUGUGCAGCUGCUGGUGCAGCUUCAGGGCCCCGUGCAGCUUCUUGUGCAGACUGCUCGUGAAGAGUACGAGGAGGUGGUGAGCAGUCAAAAGGGAGAUUCGUUCCACGUGCGAGCACACUUCAGCCACGAGCCCACCAACAAGGGCGAGCUGGCAUUGCACCCAGGCGAGGUUUUCCGGGUGGUGGACACCCUGCACAACGGCACCCUGGGCAGCUGGCUAGCCUACCGCCUCGGCCGCAACCACCAGGAGAUUCAGCGCGGCCUCAUCCCAAAUGCAGCGCGUGCCGAAGAACUGGCUGCGCAACAGGCCAGGCGCCGAGAUGCCGACACCAGCCGUACCUCUUUCUUCCGGCGCCGCCGGAGGGCUGCUCGUGCCAAGAGCGGUGACCCCUGGGAGGACCCGGAAGGCUUGUCCAAAUUUCCAGCCUACGAGCGUGUGGCCCUGAAGCACCCGGGCUUCAUCCGGCCUGUGGUGCUGUUUGGACCCAUGGCAGAUGUGGCCCGGGAAAGACUUCUCAGGGACUAUCCGGACAAGUAUGCCUGCCCCCAGCCCGGGGGACCUGUUGAGGAGCCGGUACCCAAGGGGGCCCCGGCUGUUCGGCUCAGUGCCAUCCGGGAAGUGGUGGAGCAGGGAAAGCACGCUCUGCUCGACGUCAGCCCGGGGGCCGUGGACCGACUCAACUACGCCCAGUUUUACCCCAUCGUGGUGUUCCUGCGUGCCGAAAGCAAGCAGGCCGUGAAAGAACUGCGAUCACGACUGCCCGUGCGGCAGAGUGCGCGUAAGCUGUACGAGAGGGCGCUCAAAUUGGAGCGGCUGUGGGGACACUUGUUCACCUCCACGGUGGCCCUGACGGGCGCCGACAUGUGGUACAAGAAGCUGCGUGAGACCCUGGACAAGCAGCAGCAGCUCAGUAUCUGGUGCUCUGAGAACAAGCCCGAGGAGGCCAUCGGAGACGACUUCCUCUUCCCGGUCACCUCGCGGCUGAGCUAUGCAUCAUCACCCGAGAGUGACCUGGAGCUGGCCUCUGAAGGGGCUCGGCGUCUGGGCCUGGUACGGGCUUCCAGUGACCCCAGUGUGGCCACCCAGGAAGAUGCUCUGGCGCCGCCACCCUACCUGCCUCCUCUGCGGCAGCCGCCACUUGCUGGGCCACCAAGCAGCUGCAGCCCGUCUCAGGCACCAAGCGAAUGCCGGCCGUGUGGUGGUGGUGUUCCAGAGGAGGACUAUGGCACCCGCCGAAGCAACACUCUUGAGACACGGCUGCAAUAUGGACGACCUGAGUCUGACCUGUACGAAGAAACGGGCAGUCGGCCACUGCUGACAAAUGAUGGGCGGCGUCCUUUGGGCAUGUACUCUCCCCCUGGUGGUGGUGGUAGUGGCGGCGGCAAGCUGGCCCGGGUGCUGCCGGAGCCUCCUCAGGUGGACCGUGGCAGCAAGCCUCCCCGCUUCUCGCGCACUGCCCAGGAACGGCUGUUUGGCUCCCCAGGUCGUGGAGGUGGGGAACCCCCACCCGCUAUUCCCGGUGGCCCCGACUACAUCAACACGGCACACAAAGCGGCAUCCUUGGAACGACCGAAUGGCCGUACGCCUCUGGCUGGCUAUGAAGCUCCAGCCUAUGAUGCAUACGGACGGCAGAUGGCACCACCACCACAUGACCCAUACCGCUUCACUCGUAGCACAGCUCAGCCUGCGACGAUCGCUCUGAGGCCACCUGCAGCUCGUCCGCCACCCAGGACCCCCGAACGGCCAAGCCUUCCCGGCCAACUGCAGAGGGCUCCAUACCAGCCUAGGCUCUCCGACGGGCGACCCGUGCCUCCACCAAAGCCAACCCGCCCACGGCCAUGGUCGGGGGCGUCGGAGGAGCCACCGCCCUAUGGGGGCCCCUACCUCAACCUGCCACCACGUUCGGCACUCGACCUGUCCAACCGAGAGCACAGGGGUUCGGCCUUUGAGCUGUACCGCAAACCAGAGCCCCUCCGACCGCCACCUCCCCCGGCCCUAUAGAGGCCAUUGUGGGAACAAUGGCCAUGCAACCUCUGCCAUCUUGUGCUGCCAUACCAGCACCAGUGGGUGAUCAGGGACAAGGUCCAGCAGUGCCCAAUCACAACAGUGCUAGUGCAAUUGUCUUCCGGGGCCAGUGUGCGUGCAACAAAAGGAGUGUUAUUCUACCUGCAGUACAUAAACUGCGCCGCAGGUCUGCUCAAACUGUGCCUGCUAGUGGAAAGAGCACCAAAUGCUGCUGCGUGUUUAAAUCUAUUUUUUUAGAACAAAAGGUUCAGCUCGGGGCCAACUCUGAUUUCCCUCUUAAAAUACAAAGCUGAAGCAGAAAUGCCAUCUUUAGGCAACCAUUGAACUGAGCAUUUAAGAGAGAAAGCCAAAUUGUGCGAACUGUUUGAUUUAGGGUCUGAAAUCCAUAUGAAAAUUGGCAAUGCACAAAGCCUGCAACUCUAACUCUGCAUCGAAAACAGUUAUGUACAGUUAUGCACCACAGUUCUCUAGACUAUGUCUGCUAGGUCAGCUAAAGCAGAAAAAUGUGAUGGAUGAGUUUUGCAGCUUAUGUAAUUACAGUACUAGAUUUGCAGGAGUCCUAUUUACAGAUCAUCAGUAUAAUGCAGUACAGUGUAUAACAGCUAUUUUGGCCUCAUCAAAUAUGAUAUAAUUUCUUAUUGCUGAGUUAGUGCUGUAAGCUUGACUUUUUUUCUUGGGAGGGGGGGGGGGGAUUUUUUUUAACAGUCCCUCACCAGGUUUGGGGAUUGUAAAGAGAGAGACAAGCGAGAUGUGUAGAUCAUGUGCCAAUGGUCAUGUCUGCAAAGUAUCAAACCGCUGCAUGGCCGGAAAAUGGCUGAAAUUUAAAAUGAAAGCCUGUGCGUCCUUUCUCUUAGAGCCCUGCAUCCUGCUGGAAAAUCAAGGUCACAAGCAUAAACGCCUCUGCGUCAGACAGUGCGCCUGCAUUGUCACCGCUUAUAGCACGUGACUUCGGUAAAUCAUCCAAUGCAGGAUGCGCCAAAGCCGUGACUAGGAAGUGCUUCGCGCUGUGUAAAAUGAAAAGAAAAAAAAAUGGAGGCUGGGCUUGUGACAUGAAUGUGAUGCAUUUUCUCGAUUUCAGUAUGGGAGAAGGCAGGGAAGGGCACCCCAUGCUGACAUUUGUCGAGGUGAAAGGGAGUGUCUAUGUUCGCAGUGUAGCUUGACUCCUAGUAGCAUGGCGAGGAAACAUUUCAAUUUAUCCUAUCUGCUCUAAUAAUUAACCACACGCAAAAUUUUUGCGGUAGAACCUGGCCAGAGUUUUACAACUUUCAGUGGAUAACCAAAAUUUACGAUGGGGCCUGGUGAGGAGUUUUUUAAAAGAAGUUGAUGUCGUAAAUCAAAAGUCUGUUGGCAACUGUUGGUAAGUGGCAAAUUUUUGUUCAAAAUUGGUUCAAUGAAUGCCAAGCAUAAAGUUGUUGUACUUCACUUGUCAUGUGUUCCUUGUUUUCUACUAACUUAUGUGUCACUGCUGCCUGCCACAGCGCAACCAAACGAUGAAGCUACGCCAGCUAGGACCUUUUCAAGCUGUGCUUACUUUCAUAAACUACUCUUGCCACGUAUUUUUGGAUAGGAGCUUCCAAGGCAUAGCUUGCCUUCAUGUAAUUAUAAUUGGCUCAUUAGAGCAUUAUUAUGCUGCCACCUAAACAGUUACGAAAGUGCCAAGCACAGUCAACUCAGACAACCUAUAAACAAGGCAGAGUGGCUAAAGGUAACAGAAUUGCAUUUUGGUUGGUGUACCAGCCACCAAUCAGGCUGUUCUGGUGAGGAAUCAUUGCUGCAGUAAAAUACACUGAGUAGUUCGGAAUAUGAAAGCAGUGGCAUCUUUCAAGGCAUUCUGCUGCUCUACAUUACUGUCAGUAUUUGUUGAAGCUUCUGGACAGCUUAAGGAUUUCAUGUGCUUGCUUAGCGUCAAUAAGCUGACUCCCAGCUCAAGCGAAAUUAGACUAAAUAUGUAUCCUAACAUCUGAGUUGCUAAAGCUUCUGCAUGUGGCUGAAUCUACAGAAUGCAGCGCUGCUAACUAUUGUGCUGGUUAUUCGAUGUCUAUAUAAUUUGGAAAAACUGUCCUUGCAUGAGAAAAAUAGCUAUGGUCAUCGGAAUGUGCUGUGAAGCUUUGUAAAAUGGUACAAAGCACUCAAUCUGUUACAUUGCUCUUGCACUGCCUUCAGUGUCAGUUAUGUCAUCCGCAUUUCGAGGCACCGAGUUGGUCAAGGUGGGUAUGGCAUGUAUCGAGUAACAUAGUGCUGUAUGUUAUCUCUGGUCAUAGUAAGCAAAGUAACCAGCUGUGCGAAGAACAUUUCGAAUACUCACAUAAAACUAUUAUCCAGCACUGCCGUAAUAGAGCUGUAUGAUCAAGGAAAAAUAACCAUUUCAUACUCAGAAUUUGGCUUUUAAGUUUGUAUGGUAAUAGAGCUGUAUGAUCAAGGAAAAAUAACCAUUUCAUACUCAGAAUUUGGCUUUUAAGUUUGUAUGUAAUUGACAACUCGACAAGAAUGUUACUGGUCAGAUCACAGAAUAAAAACAAAAUGGAAAUGUAUAUGUCAGCUUUUUCCACCAGUUUUUAAAAGCAGGAUGUCAAACACGAGCAUUGUCCCUUCACAGAGCAGUUGUACAAAAUUGAGUGGGCCAAGCACAACCAGCUUAGACAUCCAACCAGAAUUGUACAUUACGCUUGUUUCAGUAAGUGCCACUAGCUCACUAAGUACCAUGGUACCACGACCGGCCACUUACGGAGCAGACAGUCCCAGAAUGGCGACCUGUGCAGUCAUCACACCACAACUCGGUCAAGGCACUCGAUGAGGUUUUUAAGCUCAAAUGACCUAUUGGAGAGAGUGUAGUUCUCACAGACGUUUCCCACGUACUCUGUUUUUUUUUUUCGUCUUUGCUUUAUCUCUUUGCUAUUCUUUCCAUUUUUCUUUUCCCUGUGCCCUUCCCCCAGUGCAGGAUAGCAAACCAGAACCUCUUCCAGUUAACCUUUCUGCCUUUCCCACCCCAUUUAACUCUCUCUCACUGCUAAUAGCACUCAAUGUAUGGACAGAUUUGCUUCUUUUUUUCUUCCCCAUCCCUUUUGAUAUAUCAUUCUGUGUUUUCAUCGUCAGUCAGUUUUUUGUCUUGCUUCUUAAUUCUUUGGGCCUCCCCAUCACUUUGAAACACAGAGCUCAAAGCCUAUUAGUUCUACAUUACGAGCACUUUAUGUUCACAUCAACAGCUUUCAUAAUGGCAGCCUUCAGGCUGUUUGCUACAGACAGUGCUCUCCAUCAUAUGGCAGUACAGCUUAUACAACUUAUAACGUAACCGUUCAUAGCGCAGAAUCGGGCGUAAUGCGGCCUUUUCUGACUCCCGUUUACCCUCUCAUAUAACUAUGUAUACAUUUUCUAUGUAUACGCAUACCGCUUACAGUGCAGCUGCAUGAGACGAAAUUCCC
Dermacentor silvarum is the source of this 6671-nucleotide messenger RNA. It is a transcript of the gene pyd, whose product is annotated as tight junction protein ZO-1. Gene Ontology annotation, molecular function: cell adhesion molecule binding. Lineage: Eukaryota; Metazoa; Arthropoda; Arachnida; Ixodida; Ixodidae. Gene Ontology annotation, cellular component: plasma membrane; bicellular tight junction. Gene Ontology annotation, biological process: protein localization to cell-cell junction; cell-cell junction organization; cell-cell adhesion. The record is from RefSeq and is a predicted model, not a curated record. Bases 139 to 3228 code for a protein of 1029 amino acids. The transcript has 21 exons.